AUGAAGUCCCUCCUCCUCCUCCCCGCCCUCCUCGGCCUCGCCUUCGCCCACCCAGCUCCCGAGCUUGACCCGCGCGCCGCUCCCCAAAUCGCUCACUUCUAUUUCCAAGCCGCCGCUACCGGCUACAACUUGACCGUCCCCGCCGACGGCAACUGGUAUCCUACCAACAACGGCCUAAACGUCAACAUCAUCACCGCCCUCGACUUCACCGUCACCCAGUGCGAGUUCGCCACGCACCAGCAGGUCGCUUUCGCCUACCAGCUGAGCGGUGCCGACCCUUAUCCCAAGGAGCAGUUCGCUGUUGGACCGCCGCAGCCGAUUGACAGGGUUAGGUGCCAUGGUUAUUGUUUGCAGAUUUAUCAGGACUGUUACAAGAACGGACAGUUCGUUGGCUCCUGCUGCAAUGGCUUCUGCGCGGCGAAUAAGUGCCGCCCGUAUGUCUAUCCUCAGGAUAUCCCUUGGCCUAACUGA
This is a messenger RNA of Neurospora tetraspora, 471 nucleotides long. RefSeq lists its product as uncharacterized. The record is from RefSeq and is a predicted model, not a curated record. NCBI's taxonomy places the organism in Eukaryota, Fungi, Ascomycota, Sordariomycetes, Sordariales, Sordariaceae. The transcript has 3 exons. The coding region runs from base 1 to 471 and encodes 156 amino acids.